AUGACCACUUUUGUGUCUUUUCAGCCUCUUUGGCCUGUGCUCACCACUCCUACGGGCCAGCUUAUUGUGGAUAAUACUGUGCCCGUAACACUUCGACCCUCGUCGGUCUCCGGCGUGACGAUGCCUCAACAACAGACUGGUAUAGGCAGUCCACAACACCCACGAAUGGCCACUGGUACUGAGCCUUCAACAACAACAACCGCACCUGAUGCAUCACAUCUGGUCCAGUCACCAGGCCAAAAUGGGAACCAGGAAAACGCAAAUGACUCAUCGUGCACGAAUGUCGUACUUCGACCGCGCCGUCCAGGGCCCCCUCCGCCUGAGCGUCGAGAUAGCAUGCUCCCUCGACCAGCUUCCACUCCAAGUCAGCAUUCAUCGGAAGGUGACAUCAAUCGAUCGUCAAAAGGUUCACAGUUCGACCAGAGCCCCGUUGUUCAACCAACCAUGUUGGAUUCAGGAGCUGAAGAUGACGGGUCCGGCUCCCCUCAAUCCGCGCAUACUGCACAACGCGUGCCCCACCCGUUGGCCAUGGGACUAAUUACCGGGCCUAAUGGUGUCAAUUCAGCCUCUUGUCUCAGCCUAGCAGCUCGUGGUCGAAGUGCGUUAAGCAGACGUAGUUUGUUCGCUGCUGACUCACAGGACGCUUCAGAUGCGGACGACAGUGAUCGGGACCGUUUACGCGGUAGUCAGAGCGACUUUGAGAAAGUAGGCCCAGGNAGGCUUAGAAAACGGAGCAGACGAAGUUGA
Messenger RNA from Echinostoma caproni, 747 nucleotides. Lineage: Eukaryota; Metazoa; Platyhelminthes; Trematoda; Plagiorchiida; Echinostomatidae. The record is from the annotation of a GenBank genome assembly.